UCUAGUAAGCCACGCAAAAGCUUCUUCAACCACACACAGCCAACAUGAAAUUCAUCAUUGUUUUCGCCGCUCUCUUCGCCUUGGCUUUGGCCGCUCCCGCCGAAGAUGCUGUUGUCCUUAAGAGCGAAUCUGAAGUUGGUCCCGAAUCUUUCCAAUAUGCUUAUGCCACCAGCGAUGGUGUCGAAGCUGAAGCUCAAGGUCAAUUGAAGAAUGUUGGCUCUGAAGAUGAAGCUAUUGUUGUCAAGGGCUCUUACUCCUUCGUUGCUGAUGAUGGCCAAACCUACACCGUCAACUAUGUUGCCGAUGAAAACGGUUUCCAACCCCAAGGUGCCCAUUUGCCCGUUGCCCCUGAAGCCUAA
Musca domestica (house fly) is the source of this 359-nucleotide messenger RNA. Its product is annotated as larval cuticle protein 65Ag1-like. Bases 45 to 359 code for a protein of 104 amino acids. Gene Ontology annotation, cellular component: chitin-based extracellular matrix. The transcript has 2 exons. Gene Ontology annotation, molecular function: structural constituent of chitin-based larval cuticle. NCBI's taxonomy places the organism in Eukaryota, Metazoa, Arthropoda, Insecta, Diptera, Muscidae. The record is from RefSeq and is a predicted model, not a curated record.